This is a messenger RNA of Dioszegia hungarica, 3663 nucleotides long. RefSeq lists its product as uncharacterized. The transcript has 10 exons. Lineage: Eukaryota; Fungi; Basidiomycota; Tremellomycetes; Tremellales; Bulleribasidiaceae. Gene Ontology annotation, molecular function: protein binding. The coding region runs from base 1 to 3663 and encodes 1220 amino acids. The record is from RefSeq and is a predicted model, not a curated record.
AUGUUGCGCGACCCACCCCUCUCCAGCAACCCCCUCGAAGCCCUCGGCGAGUCCCUCUUCACAUCCAUCCUCCAGCAACUCGCAUAUCGUCCCCUAGCGGUCGUCCCUUCAGUCAGCUCGUCAUGGCACAAGCACUCGGUGGCGAAUGAGGCUAGCGUAUGGAGGGGUGCAACCUUGGACGCGGACCUCGAUCCUGACCACCUCGCUAUGAUUCGGCAUUUCGAGGGAUUUUCGGCGACCCAGGUUGCGGACGUGCAGGCGCUACCGGGGACUAAAGCGGACAAGGCGGCAUCAGCUCAAAUGAUGGAGGUGGAUCAGCAAGGCAAGCUUGUUGCGAUGAACAUGAGCUGGAAGAGGCACUGCGAAUGGCACAUUGUGUCUAAUCGCAAUUGGCAGACUGGGCGGUGCAGCAACAAGUGGCUAGAGAAGGGAUGGGGACGAGCCGGUCUGGAAGAGAUGGACGGCUACCAUAUCUCCACUUACCUACACCGGAAUGGAUUAGACGUUAUCGAUCUCCGCAAGGACAAGACUCUCUUUUCUCUCCCGGACGUCCCGGCUCGAGCGAGGCUCGCAGUUGGCAUGCGUCAUGUAGUAGUUGACGUGAGCACGAGCUACCUCUCCCUGCAAGUGUACCGAAUGCAGUUGGGAGUCAAGUUAGCCCUCUGGCCCUAUCCCAUUCUUGGGGACAGUUUCGACCUCCCCUCCAUUGCCGCUUCCUCCAAAUCGCAAAUCCGUCCCACCUGGGAUCCCAAAUCUACCUUGGCUCCCGAGGACAUCCUGGCCAGUCUCGCCCAGGGCAUCCAACCCCGACCCUCGCCCCUCCCACAGGGCGGGCUCGCUUACUAUCGGAAGAUCACUGAAUUAAAGCCAUUCAUAGCCUGCACAUUCAUCAUCAGGCAGCUCGGGGAGGACAUAAAAAAGGAUUAUCUCGCCAUCGGCUCGGACAACGGCGUACCGAUCUGUAGUCUAGAUGACAUCAAGAAGCCGGAGGUGGUUCCGAUGCCGGCUGUGCCACCGGGAACGGCAGUCACCUUCGAUUUCAACGAAAGUCACAUCUUCUUCUGCGGCGUCGGCCAAGUACACAUCUACGACCGUCAAUCUCGCCCUAUGGCCCUGUCCUUCCCCUCGCUCCCGACGAGUAUCAAAGACAUGUGUGCCCUGGCGUAUCACGUUCGUGACCCUAGCACGACCCACGCGCUCAUACAACCCACCGAUCCUUCUUCCGGCACACCGCCGCCGGGGUGGCAGGACAUGAGGCCGCAUGCUACUCGGGCGGACGUGCAAGGCAUGAGGAGCGAUGACCAACGCUGUGAUCCCAUCAUGCGACAGAAAUUGUUGCGGAUGAUGGGCAUUGAAGGGGGCGGCGGCGGGGCUUCGUUGCUGUGGCCGCCUAUCGGUGUCAGAAUGGAGUUCUCCGCGUGCCGCGUCUUUGGUUCGAACCUCGUCGUGACGACCACACCCGGCCAGCUCUACUUCAUACGAGACUACGCCGCUCUGCUCGCUCUCGCCGACACGCAGGAGCGGCAGGAGCGCUGGGGCAAAGCAACCAUCAUCAUCUACUUUCCUCAACCGAUCAGGAAUCUCGACGCGGAAGGCACCCAUAUCGUCGUGUCAGAGACCCACCAGCCAGUAUUCAUCGAUACACGGUGCCUCCCACUUCUCCCACUCGCCCCAGACACUGAGGCGGCCACCUCCCGCGAUAUACCAGCCAUCCACCUUCAUCUGGUUCCCUCCUUCCCCAUGAUGCCACCAUUCGACCCCCACAGGGCGCCGACCUUCCACCCUCUCAAGGCCGCCAUGACUCUUCCUAAUCCAUACCCCGAAGACCCUUUGCAGGCUCUGGGAGACUCGCUAUUCGUCACGAUCCUAUCUAAUCUCCCAAUCACCACCCUCGCCGUCUUUCCGGCCGUUUGUCGCGCAUGGCGACAACACUCGCAAGACCACAAAUCUGGCAUAUGGCGGGCCGCUUGUCAUCGAGCCGGUAUGGACAGGAAGGUCGUAGCGACGCUUCUCGACUCGGAAAAGAGCGACCAGCGCGGGACAGGGCACUCGGCGGAAGCGGCGCGGCUGUGCGGCCAGAAUAUCUCGCAGGCCAAUGCCAACGGGCUUGAUUGGAAGGCAGUGUGUCGUCGACUCGUUGUCGAGGGCAAUAAUUGGCGAGGCGGACGCUGCAAGGAGGAAUGGGUGUACCCACACCACGCAAACGCGGUCUGUCGGUUCAAGAUGGACGAGGAGCAGGAGGUUUGUAUAUCGACGAGUCGGACUGGCGGUAUCGAGGUUGUUGACUUGGAGAGCUCACACACACUGUUCUCAGCGCCACAUGUCCGACCCUACGCGCAUAUCGAAUUCGCCAAAGGACACGUCGUAUUCGACACCGGUAACAUGGGAGGCGCACUACAAGUCUGGCGCACGAAAGAAGCCAUAAACCGCUCCCCGCGUCCGUGGCCGUCAGAGCGUCAGGUCUCCGCCGAAGCUCAAGAUGCAGUCAGCCACAUUGAUCACGCUUGGCGGCCGACGUCGGCAAUCCUACCUAGUUCCGCCGUCCUUGGCGCCGAUCUUCCCAGGCCACCCACUCUCCCUCGGGGCGCCUUAGCCUACUACAGAAAUAUCUCAGCUCCAACCUAUUGCAACGCGUUCCGGGCGAGGGUGGACGGCAGAGAGUCAGGUACAGAGCGAGCGGUGUUGGGUACCGCUGGGAAUCAGGCGAUCUACUUGUGGGAUCUGGAGGAUGAGGGCAGUCCGGCGGAAGUCAUACCAACUGAUAGUGAGGCGGCAAUGAGAGCUUUACAAUAUAUCGAAUUCGACGACAAUUACGUCUUUCUCUGCGGCGAUGCGCGGCUCUACGUCUACUGCCGCAGCACCAAAAAGCUCAUCCACACCUACCCACCCCGCGACUCUACCACUCGUUCGACUUGCGCGGCCGCUUACUAUCUCGAGAUGCUCAAUCGCAAUUCUUACGAGGUCCUGCAAACCCCUGCCGACCCCUCUUCACGGGACCCCAGCAAACCAGGGGCAGAUAUGCCUGUACACGCCGUCAUUGCGCGGGCUGAUGUGCCCGGCUGUCGCCCGUCCGACCCGGAAUUUGUCGAUACGAUGUACAUGGAGGCAGGGGUACGGGAUCGCCUGAUGAGCGAUUCUGGAGGCGAUGAGCAUCCUUGGCCUCCCGUGGGCUAUGACUUUACUGCCUGUCAUUACACCGCCUCGGACCUUAUUUGUACCACCGGUCUCGGCCAGAUAUUGAUCACUCGGGACUACGCUUCGGUGCUCACCUGCCCCGACGCCAACGAGCGGAGCAGGCGGUGGGCUGCGCGAACCAUCGCUAUCGGCCUUCGCAACCCCAUCAUGCAGCUAGCGGUAGAAGAUACCCGGGUCACCGUUUCCUCACUAUCGCACAUUUACUUUUUUGAUACCAACACCCUCCCCACCUUGCCUCUGUCCGAUUCGCCCGCCACUCCUAUCCGGAUCUACGCCAUCCUAUCCACCCAGUCCGUCAACACAUCCAGCUGCGUCCAAAUCCACAGGUCUAAGCUGUUUUACGCCUAUGAUGCAUCUGGCGAACCUACCCCGGAGGACCCGACUCCCGACAGCAGGCAUGUUCUCCCUGCGCCGGAGAGAGCAAGAGAGCAUUUUGGAAAGUGUAUCAGAGUGUGGGACUUUUCGUAA